CGACCGCCCGGCCGCAGCCACUGCUCUCUCUCUGUCUCUGUCUCUGUCUCAACAACCCGCCGCUACCGCCACCCGCACGUUCAACUACCAACUGAUCGAGGGGGCGCGCCGGUUGAUCGGGAGCAGAUCGCUCGCUACUGGGACAUAGCUAGCUAGCUUGUAGUCGCUCGCUGCGCGUCCCGCCGCCAUGACCCCAGCCACGGCGGUUGCCGUCGCGUCCGAGGCGUGCGUCCUCUCGGACUCCACGGUGGCGUCGUCGUCGUCCACGGCCGAGACCGCCGCGGCGCGCGCGGAGGUUCCGGCGGCCGGCAGCACCGAUGAGACGGGCAGCGGCGGCGGUGGGGCGGCGGAGCGCCGGUCCCGCUUCCGUCGGAUCUGCGUCUACUGCGGCAGCGCCAAGGGGAAGAAGGCCAGCUACCAGGAUGCCGCCAUCGACCUCGGGAACCAGCUGGUGGAGCGGGGCAUAGACCUGGUCUACGGCGGGGGCUCCAUCGGUCUCAUGGGAUUGGUCUCCCACGCAGUUCACGCCGGAGGUCGCCAUGUCAUGGGGAUCAUUCCAAAAUCACUGAUGCCCAUAGAGGUAACCGGAGAGCCUGUUGGGGAGGUUAGAGCCGUCUCUGGCAUGCAUGAGAGGAAGGCUGAGAUGGCCCGGUUUGCUGAUGCUUUUGUUGCAUUGCCAGGUGGCUAUGGAACUCUGGAGGAGUUGCUUGAGAUCAUUACUUGGGCACAACUGGGGAUCCACAAGAAGCCGGUUGGGCUUUUGAACGUUGAUGGAUUCUACGACCCGCUUCUGUCUUUCAUCGACUUGGCUGUCAGAGAAGGUUUCGUAUCGGAGGCGGCAAGGCGCAUCAUCAUCUCAGCCCCAACAGCCAAGGAGCUAGUUAUGAAGCUGGAGGACUACGUCCCGGAGUAUGACGUCGGCUUGGUCUGGGAGGAGCAGAAGCCCAACAGCUUGGUCCCAGCUGCUGGGAUCACCUCAUCCUGAUGAUCUCUCACCUUCCAGCCUGCACCGCAUCAUAUAUACACAUAUAACUAAGUAACUAACCGAUCGAAGCCUGCCACAAAUUUUUUGUUCAUCUGCCAAAGUCCUAACCAAAGGGUAAUUCCUCAAGGCGUGGUCUAUUCUCUUCUAUUCUAUGUGCUGGCCGGCGUAGAUCUUUUUUGUUUGUUUUUGCUAGAAUUAGUACUUGCAAGCAGUAGUGACUGACGAGGAUGCAUCUCCAUGCUGUUUGGGUGUGUUGCUGAAUUUUGUAUUGCACGUGGUUUUAGUUAUGCUGCGUCUGCGUGCCCUGUGAGGUUAAGG
Molecule: messenger RNA, 1303 nt
Organism: Zea mays
Lineage: Eukaryota; Viridiplantae; Streptophyta; Magnoliopsida; Poales; Poaceae
Product: carboxy-lyase
Exons: 7
Coding region: 188-985 (265 amino acids)
Biological process (GO): cytokinin biosynthetic process
Cellular component (GO): nucleus; cytosol
Molecular function (GO): hydrolase activity, hydrolyzing N-glycosyl compounds
Source: RefSeq, marked provisional